This is a messenger RNA of Nicotiana tabacum (common tobacco), 1820 nucleotides long. Its product is annotated as hydroxymethylglutaryl-CoA synthase. Lineage: Eukaryota; Viridiplantae; Streptophyta; Magnoliopsida; Solanales; Solanaceae. Gene Ontology annotation, biological process: acetyl-CoA metabolic process. The record is from RefSeq and is a predicted model, not a curated record. Gene Ontology annotation, molecular function: hydroxymethylglutaryl-CoA synthase activity.
AAAAUCUCCACACAAAUCAUUCGCUCCUCUCUCUUUAUAAGCUUCCACUAUUUCCUCUUCCCUUUCUCUCUCUUCUGCAAAAUAUUUUCCAGUUCGAAGAAAUUUAGAGAGAGAAACAGUGUGUGUGCGCGCACCGUUACUGUGUGUUUUUCGAUCUGUUCCGUUCUCCGUUUAGUAAUACAGAGAAGAAAUAUCAGACAUGGCAGCUCAACCGAAGAAUGUCGGAAUUCUCGCCGUCGAAAUUUACUUCCCUCCUACUUGCCUCCCACAGGAAGCAUUGGAGGCUCAUGAUGGAGCAAGCAAAGGAAAAUACACAAUCGGUCUUGGACAAGAUUGUAUGGGCUUUUGCACUGAGGUUGAAGAUGUUAUAUCUAUGAGUUUGACAGCAGUUACUUCCCUUCUGGAGAAGUAUGAGAUUGAUCCUAAGCAAAUUGGUCGUCUCGAGGUUGGAAGUGAGACUGUGAUUGAUAAGAGCAAAUCCAUCAAAACAUUCCUCAUGCAAAUAUUUGAGAAAUGUGGAAAUACUGACAUUGAAGGAGUCGACUCAACUAAUGCAUGUUAUGGCGGAACUGCUGCAUUGUUCAACUGCGUGAAUUGGGUCGAGAGCUCUUCAUGGGAUGGGCGCUAUGGACUUGUUGUAUGCACUGACAGUGCGGUCUAUGCUGAGGGAGCUGCUCGGCCAACUGGAGGAGCUGCAGCAAUUGCUAUGCUAGUAGGACCAGAUGCUCCUAUUGUAUUCGAAAGCAAGAUUAGAGCUAGCCAUAUGGCCCAUGUCUAUGAUUUUUACAAGCCCAUCCUCGACAGUGAAUAUCCAGUGGUUGAUGGAAAGCUUUCACAAACUUGUUAUCUUAUGGCACUUGAUUCCUGCUACAAGAGCUUAUGCGACAAAUAUGAAAAAUUGGAAGGCAAGCAGUUUUCAAUUGACGAUGCAGCCUAUUUUGUUUUCCAUUCACCAUACAACAAGCUAGUACAGAAGAGCACUGCUCGAUUGAUGUUCAACGACUUUACAAGAAAUGCUAGUUCCAUUGAUGAGUCCACCAAAGAAAAACUUGCACCAUUUUCAUCCUUAGUUGGUGAUGAAAGUUAUCAAAGCCGUGAUCUUGAGAAGGUAUCCUGGCAAGUGGCAAAACCAUUUUACGAUGAGAAGGUGAAACCGGCCACGUUAAUACCAAAACAAGUUGGCAACAUGUACACCGCGUCUCUCUAUGCUGCUUUUGCCUCCCUCCUUCACAAUAAGCACAGCUCAUUGGCUGGACAGCGAGUAAUCUUGUUCUCUUACGGAAGUGGAUUGACUGCAACAAUGUUCUCAUUAAGGCUUAACGAAGGUCAACAACCUUUUAGCUUGUCAAACAUCGCAGCUGUUAUGAACGUUGAUGAGAAAUUGAAGUCGAGACAUGAGUUCACUCCUGAAAAAUUCAUUGAAACGAUGCAUAUAAUGGAGCACAGAUAUGGUGGUAAGGACUUUGUGACAACCAAGGAUUGCAGCCUCUUAGCACCGGGUACCUACUACCUCACAGAAGUCGAUUCGAAGUACAGAAGAUUUUAUGCCCAAAAAUGUGUUGAGAAUGGACUUGCCAAUGGUCACUGAAGAUCAGUCCUAACAUGAUCUAAUGUCAUGAAGUUGGCUUAUGCUCUUUUAGUUAUUGUCAGCAUAUAAAAGAAUAACUAUUGCCAAUAUUAUAUUUUUUCCUAAUGUUCAGCGCCUUUUUAGUUUUCAACAAAUUCAAUGUUUUUUGGUUCACUUGUUUGAGAGAUGAUUGCAAAAUCAUCAAUGUAAUGUAGUCCAUAUUUGAAUGAAAUCCAUUGAGCAAAUUAUCUGA